AUGUCUUUAUCAACAAUCUUUUCAGAUGAAGUCGGGGCUCUUGUUUUUGACAUUGGCUCGUAUACGGUGAGAGCAGGCUAUGCAGGCGAGGACUGUCCAAAGGUUGAUUUUCCAACAGCUAUUGGUGUGGUGCUGGAAAGGGACAAUGGCAGCACUCUGAUGGAGAUAGAUGGUGACAAAGGCAAACAAGGGGGCCCGACUUACUACAUAGACACCAAUGCCCUGAGAGUUCCGAGGGAAAACAUGGAGGCCAUUUCACCUUUAAAAAACGGAAUGAUUGAAGACUGGGAUAGCUUCCAGGCAAUUUUGGAUCACACUUACAAGAUGCAUAUUAAAUCUGAAGCAAGUUUGCAUCCUGUCCUUAUGUCCGAAGCACCAUGGAAUACUAGAGCAAAGCGUGAAAAACUGACUGAGUUGAUGUUUGAACACUACAACAUCCCUGCUUUUUUCUUGUGUAAAACCGCUGUUCUAACAGCUUUUGCUAACGGGAGAUCUACAGGUCUCAUUUUGGAUAGUGGAGCAACACACACCACUGCUAUUCCAGUGCACGAUGGAUACGUACUUCAGCAAGGUAUUGUAAAAUCACCACUUGCAGGAGACUUUAUUACUAUGCAGUGCCGGGAAUUGUUUCAGGAAAUGAACAUAGAGAUAAUUCCUCCAUAUAUGAUUGCUUCAAAGGAGGCAGUUCGUGAGGGGUCGCCAGCAAACUGGAAGAGAAAAGAGAAGUUACCCCAGGUCACUAGGUCCUGGCACAACUACAUGUGUAAUUGUGUCAUUCAGGACUUCCAAGCUUCUGUCCUCCAAGUAUCAGACUCGACUUAUGAUGAACAGGUAGCAGCGCAGAUGCCAACAGUGCAUUACGAGUUCCCCAAUGGCUAUAACUGUGACUUUGGUGCUGAGCGUCUGAAAAUUCCUGAGGGAUUGUUUGACCCUUCUAAUGUAAAGGGUUUAUCUGGUAACACGAUGUUGGGUGUGAGCCACGUUGUCACAACAAGCGUUGGAAUGUGUGAUAUAGACAUCAGGCCGGGCCUCUAUGGCAGCGUGAUUGUAGCAGGAGGAAACACCCUAAUACAGAGUUUCACAGACAGAUUGAACAGAGAACUGUCUCAGAAAACUCCACCGAGCAUGCGCCUGAAGUUGAUAGCGAACAACACAACGGUGGAGCGAAGGUUCAGCUCGUGGAUUGGUGGUUCGAUUUUGGCUUCUUUGGGUACUUUUCAACAGAUGUGGAUUUCUAAACAAGAAUAUGAAGAAGGAGGGAAACAGUGUGUAGAAAGAAAAUGUCCUUAAACCUCUUACUGUGAAAACUGCUGCCUGCUCAGUGCUCCUUCUGUUUUAUAGCUUUAGCAUACUCAGGAAUGGGAUGGACUCUUUUUGUAGAAAGUUUAUAUUGGAUUUUUUGCAUAAUUCAAGUUCCAUUUUAACAAACCGUAGAAACUUUGGGCGAUCUAAUUGGUACUGUCAUAGAAAAAGGAUGUUUACAUCCCUUGUAAAGCAAUAAUUCAUGUAACAAGCAUUUUAUAAUUUUGUAUAAAUGUCUAUUUUCGCUAGUAUUUCUUCCUGGGAACAGCUUUACAGGUUAGUUAAUAGAGGCAUAACCUUGCAAAUGCCCAUGCAGAUUUAUUAAAAAGCUCGUCUACUUUCAGGUAUUAGUCUUCCUUGCUGGUACUUUGGCCUUAAAUUGCUCUUAUUUCUCUCUUAAAAAAUAAAAUUUGGUCUUUUAUAUUUGAGCAACUUUGUGAGUACUUGCAGAGAAAGUUACUCUUUGUUUCAAAAAUGGCAAGUUUGUAUUUGUAAUCCACUAUAGGUGACUCGGUUCACCUCUAGUGAACUGUCUGGUGAGAGUUUUACAUUCCACUUAGUGAAUGUUAUAUUAAGCACUGGUUUGCUAAUUUGCUGUUAUGGGGCAGUUUCAGUAAACAAUUGGUGCUUUGCCACCUGAUUUCUAAGAAUGUAUGUAAUGCCUUUGUGAUGUAGGUGAGAAGCAAAACCUUGUUGAGCCAGGGAAGUUAAGGCAAAGAACUGUCUCUCCCGGAAGAGAACAGCCACAGAAGACCUCAGGCUGUGGCUUGGCGUUU
This is a messenger RNA of Egretta garzetta (little egret), 2078 nucleotides long. RefSeq names its product actin like 6A (gene ACTL6A). The record is from RefSeq and is a predicted model, not a curated record. NCBI's taxonomy places the organism in Eukaryota, Metazoa, Chordata, Aves, Pelecaniformes, Ardeidae. Gene Ontology annotation, cellular component: SWI/SNF complex; NuA4 histone acetyltransferase complex. Bases 1 to 1290 code for a protein of 429 amino acids. Gene Ontology annotation, biological process: regulation of transcription by RNA polymerase II; nervous system development. The transcript has 13 exons. Gene Ontology annotation, molecular function: chromatin binding.